UCAGUGCUUGACAGUGACAAUAAAAAAAUAGCAGUGUUUACAUCGUAUCAUUACGAAAAUUAUUCGGAAAGUUUUCUACAUUAUUUCAUUACAUUUCUAAAAGCAAUUUCUCGUUAAAUGAGUACUAGCCAUAAGGCUGAAGAAAGUCGCCGUCCGGGCGCGAAUAAGGAUGGCGAUUGGAUCUGUCCCGAUUCUGAAUGUAAGAAUAUGAACUUUGCCCGACGCAGUCAAUGCAACCGAUGUGGCACUGAACGUCCUCCUGUCAGCUCGGAAAAGAGCACCGGCGGAGUCUCCAGCAAUGACGCCUCUCAUCACAGUUUUUCCCAUAAGAAAAAGCUCGGAAUUGAAAUCGGGAAGGUUGCCGCGGAAAAAUCUCGAGGACUCUUUAGCGCCGAAGACUGGCAGUGUAGCAAAUGCGCCAAUGUAAACUGGGCACGGCGUCACACAUGCAACCUUUGCAAUGCUCCGAGGUUUUGCGAGGUUGAGGAACGAACUGGAUACGGCGGAGGCUAUAAUGAUCGCGGUGUUGUGGAGUACAAAGACCGCUCUGAUUCAGAUGACGAAUAUGAUGAAUUCGGUCGUAGAAAAAAGAGAAAAUCCAGCUCCUCUUCGCGAGCGCGAUCGACUAGAGAUAGUCCACCUAGAAGCAAAAAAACACGACAUGCCGAAGAUGACGAUGAAGAUGAUGAAGACGAUGAGGAUGAUGACAAUGGAGAUCUCUCGAAAUAUGAUCUAUGGGGCUCUGAUACAGAAGAUGUAAGCAAAAGUGAGAAACCAGCCGAACACAAAGAUAGGAAGGAAGAUUAUUCUUCAAGCUCAAGUUCUGAAUCUAGUUCAUACUCUCGAUCAAGAUCAAGAAGCCCACGUGGCCGCAAUCGUGACCGUCAGUCAAAUCAUCGCUCCAAACGUUCCCGAUCCAGAUCCAAUUCGCCACGCUAUAAGCGCCACAGUGCAUCAUCUUAUCGUCGCUAACUUUCUUAAUGCCAUGAAACAAAACUACGUCUGCUAAUUAUGCUCACCAAAUCAGCCCAAUAUUAUUACAGAAUAAAUAUUGUGUACAAUUCGUCAACAAUGAAUGAAAUUAAUUUAGUUUUUUUUUUUAUAUUCCAGCAUACCUACUAUUUGUUAUGUGUGUGAAUGAAGCAAAAUAACCUACGCUAA
This is a messenger RNA of Aedes aegypti (yellow fever mosquito), 1161 nucleotides long. Its product is annotated as zinc finger Ran-binding domain-containing protein 2. The record is from RefSeq and is a predicted model, not a curated record. Gene Ontology annotation, molecular function: RNA binding; lipopolysaccharide binding. Lineage: Eukaryota; Metazoa; Arthropoda; Insecta; Diptera; Culicidae. The transcript has 4 exons. Gene Ontology annotation, biological process: RNA processing. The coding region runs from base 118 to 972 and encodes 284 amino acids.